This is a messenger RNA of Zootoca vivipara (common lizard), 27196 nucleotides long. The record is from RefSeq and is a predicted model, not a curated record. NCBI's taxonomy places the organism in Eukaryota, Metazoa, Chordata, Lepidosauria, Squamata, Lacertidae.
AUACACAUCUCUCUCCUUCCAGAAAAUAAAGAGGCAUUGUUACAGUCAGGGCCAGCCCAUGGAUGAGGCAAGGUGAGGUGACUGCCUCAGAUGGCAGGAUCCACGGGGUGGGAGAUCCGGCCACCAAGGAAUGCGCCACCUGCUGCCAUGGCCACCUCUCAGCAAAUCGGAGGUGCUGCUAGACUCCUCCCACCCCUAGAUGGCAGGGGUUGCCCCCAGGGGUCUCCAGGGCUCUGCCCCCAGUGUGAUUCAUAGCAGGCUUGUUCACCUCCCCGCUGCAAUGGCCUUUGAUUCCCGCUUCAACCAUCAGAAAAGGUUGAUUUGAUUCCCGCCUUGUUCCCAAAGUAGAUCUUCAUUCCCCCUUGUUCCCUACAUAGAUUUUCACACAUACAUACCCAGUUCCUGAAGUAUAGAUCUUCACGUACCCCAUCUUCCCUGGUGGGGCAGGGGGUGCCAUUUUUUGGGUUCGUCUCAGGUGCCGAAAUGUCACGGGCUGGCCGUGAUUACAGUUCAAGAAUACAUCCCAGUCAGACAGAAGCAUUCAAGGCAGGUAUGGGGCAGGGUUGGCUAGUGGGUGAACCCUAGGGAAAGGUAAGAGGUGUUGCCUGGGAAGAGCCUCUGGGGCAGAAUAGAGAGAGCUGUAGGGCCGCGUUUGGCUCCAGGCCUGAGGUUCCCCGCUAUUCUGCAUAGGCUGCAGAGCUUAAAGAUUUAAGCCACCUGAUAAUUGAACAAAGCACAUGCAUUGCAUCUGAUCAAACUUGAAUAUUAGAAUUAUAGAAUUUUAGAGUUGGAAGGGACCCUGAGGAUCAUCUAGUCCAACCCCUUGCAAUGCAGGAAUACACAAUUGUCCCAUAUGGGGAUCGGACCUGCAACCUUGGCAUUAUCAGCACCAUGCUUUAACCAACUGAGCUAGAGAGACAAGCUUUGCAGGAUUCUUUCUGAACUGCUGUUGCAAAAGGACGUGGUAAUAAGGUGACGGCUAACUUUUAACACUGGUCCUAAAGGAUCUUCAUUGGCUCCCAGUGUGUUUCAGAACACAGUUCAAUGUGUUUUUGCUGACCUUUAAAGCCCUAAACCUCCUCGGCCCUGUAUACCUGAAGGAGCGUCUCCACCCCAAUCAUUUAGCCCGGACACUGAGGUCCAACGCUGAGGGUCUUCUGGCGGUUCCCUCACCACGAGAAGCGAAGUUACAGGGAACCAGGCAGUGGCGCCCACCCUGUGGAACACCCUCCCUUCAGAUGUCAAAGAGAUAAAGAACCAUAUAACUUUUAGAAGACAUCUGAAGGCAGCCCUGUAUCAGGAAGUUUUUAAAGUUUUGUUGUUUUAUUAUGUUUCGUUAUAUGCUGUAAGCUGCCCAGAGUGGCCUGGGAAACCCAGCCAGAUAGGCGGGGUAUAAAUACUAUUAUUAUUAUUAUUAUUAUUAUUAUUAUUAUUAUUAUUACCUCCUCUGAAAUGUGUUAAGUGCAUGCAAAACACUGAAGCAAUUUCACGUGAUCUGUUGCAUCUGUCCAGCACAUCUCUUAUAUGGAAGGUCUGACCAGGUAACAUUCACAGUUAGUGCAGCAAAAUGCCAGGAUGUUAAACCUGCAAGCAUUCUUUUUCUCUAAUAAGUACAGUAGAAGGCUUGGUUAUUUUUAGAGUUUUGCAGACUUACUCCUAACUGAGAUCCACUUUAAGUGCAGGAAAAUUGGUUUCAUUUUUCCCCCUUCCAUCCAUUAAUAACAAUUAAGUUUUAAAAUAAAUGCCUGCACAUAUCAUUAAAUUACACUUAAGUUACUUGGAAUUGACAAUUAACUCAGCAUGCUAAUACAUUAUCAUAACGUCAUGAUGACUUUGUCUCUCCUUUAAAAAAAUGAAGGGGGGGAGGAGGAUAUAUUUGUGGAAAGCUUGUAUUGUCACAUUUUCGUACUCAAUUGUUGGUGCUUUUCGUUGCCGCAUCUUAGCAAAAGUUUGCAUGAUGGAAACAGAAUUUGAUGCUGCUUGGACAUCAGUUCUGAUGAAAACCCUUGGACCUGAAGGCUUAAAAAGAAUGAAAGCGGGGUGGGAAACCUCCAACUUUGUUAGUUUAUCUCUUCUAGCACCAGCAAAGAGCCGCAGAUUUAUUGUGGCGUGAUCAGUGCGUGAGUGAUCAAUGUGUUGUGUCUUUAAAGGGCUUGUUGUUGAGGUGGCGCCAUAAAACAUAAAAGGAAUGUGGGGGAAAUCUUCAAAUUGAGGCUUCAAGGGCCCUCCAAGUUCUCGAGAAUGUGUAGAUCCAAUAUUUCAGGCAUGAUGAGAGCUCUGUGCCACUUGAAACCAGAACGUUGGGGAAAGGAACGCUCCAUUAUCACUCCUCAGAAUUGUAAGGAAAUAUAUAGUAGCAAUUGAAGAGGUCGAAACCUCUUUGUGUGCUCAAAAUGCAGAUAAAGAGUUAACGGUGGAGUCUUGCUUGAGCCACACUUUACUCCUCCCUCCUGCCUUCCCUUUCCACACUGACCAAUGAAUGCUGGCUUGCCGGGCCGAAUUUAAAUGUUACUAUGACAAUGAUCGCUUUUCCUCUCCUUCCCGCCCCCCCCCCCGGCUCCCAAAUUCCCGUGCAGCCAAUGGAAGCUGACCUUCCCCUGUCAAAGCAUGUCAGAAACAAUGCAAGCACCACUAGCCCUGUAAAGAGCAGGGAGGGGGAGGGAAAGGGGGACUUGGAGACUUUUUAUCUAAGGCAUUUCAUUGGAUUACCAUAUAUUGAGUUGUUAGAGCUGUAGUUAAAAUAGCGGUGGACUUACGGAUCUUUCCAAGAACCUGCAAUCACAGAGCCAGCUGUGCUCAGAGCAAAUGCCAGGACCGUGCUAUUAUAGGAGGAAGGGGAAAAACAGAAGAAUAAUGCAACAUAGUCUAUGCUAGAUAGCAAGUUGACUUAGUUGAUUGAUUUAGUAAUUCUUUAUUAUACCUGAUAAGUGUAAACUGAUUAAUUAUUAUUUGCUGAGAUUUAAUUUUACUGUUUACUAUUAGAUUCUAAUGCAUUACUGAAUAUUGCUUUGUUUGAUACAAAUUAUUUUUCUUAAAGUUAUUGGGACUUUUUUUCAAUUGGUUCAGAUUGUUAUUAUUAAUGUUUGACAGUUUCUUAUGUUUUUAUAUGUUUUGGAAGCUGCUCAGAGUGGCGGGGUAUAAAUAAAAAAACAACUUCUUCUUCUUCUUCUUCUUCUUCUUCUUCUUCUUCUUCUUCUUCUUCUUCUUCUUCUUCUUCUUCUUCUUCUUCUUCGUCCACCACCACCACCACCACAAAUACAUGCUAAGGUUACAUCUGCACCAUAUAUUUAAAACAGGAUGGUGUCAGUUUAAACAGUCAUUACUUCCCCCAAAGGAUUCUGGGAGCUGUAGUUUGUCAAGGGUGCUGAGAGUUGUUAGAAGACCCGUAUUCCACUCACAGAGCUUAUAUCAGGUCAGAGUAUUUCUCUAUUUCUAGCUCUGCGUUGUCUACUCUGAUUGUCAGAAGUUCUCCAGGGUUUGAACCAGAUGACCUGCUAUGUGAGAUCCAUCUUAACUUGAAAUGGCAGCGGUCGAAUUUAGUACCCUUUGCCUGCAAAAGACGCACUCUAGCCAUUUUUUUAAAAUUCAAGCCUAAAGUAAUAGAAUCAAAUUUAUUGAUAAGUUCUAAUUUUGUGUAUAUAGCUGCCUUGUUUGUACUCUGCCAACUCUGAAUAUCAGCAUGAACAAAAACAAAUCAGAAUACACGUUGUUUUCUUUCAAAAUGAUUUUUUUAAAAAAAGUAAUUAAGCCAUUUAAAUCAUUUUCUCCAAAUGUGAAUACUACGCUCAUCUCAAAUCAUAACAAGGUUAAUAUUAAAUAAGCCAGACAUAUGUAUAUGUAUGACAGCUCUACAGCUAAUCUCUAAAUUGAAUCAACCGUUCUACCAGAUAACAUCAAGUCAAAGGAGGCUUUUCUAUAUACCGUAAAUGAAGAACCAAUCUGAUCAUUUUGCAAGGACGAAUGUUUGCACUCUACAUACCAAAUGCUUGCCUUUCAUUUUCACCUAAUAAAAACAAACUGUUUUUGUCUGCCCAAUGCCCAUCAGACUUGGCUGCUACUUAUCACACCAGGGCACUUCAGUUUGGUUUGCUGUUUUGUUUUUAAAAGGUUUGCAGGCUGGGCCAAGGCAGAGUUGAGCAGGAAGACAAAUAGCAGAAAUCUAACCCUUCAGGGAAGAGCCAUGCCUCAGUGGUGGAGCAUUUGAUUUCUGUGCAGAAGACCCCCCCAAGAUCACAGAAUCACAGAACUGUAGAGUUGGAUGGGACCACGAGGAUCAUCUAAUGUAGGGAUAUUUUGCCCAACGUGGGGCUCGAACCCACAACCUUGAGAUUAAGAGCCUCAUGCUCUACCGACUGAGCUAUUUCAGCUAGACUAGAUAGGCCAAGUUCAAUUCACCAGGUAGGGCUGGGAGGGAACCUUGUCUGAAGUCAGGGAGAACUGCUGCUUCCAGUCAGCACAGAUAACACUUAAGCCAGAUGGAGCAACAGUUGUGACUUCCUCUGUUCUAUGCUCCUGUGUCUGAAAUCCUGGAGAGUUGAUACUGGAAGCUGCCUUAUACCAAGUCAGACCACUGGCCCACCCAGAUGAAUAUUGCAUACACUGACUGGCAAGUGGCUCUCUCCACUUGUGACACUCCCGGCCCUACCUGGAGAUGCUGGGAAAGGAGCCUGGGAUCUUCAACAUGCAAAGCAUGAGCUAUGGCUGUUCCCAGCCUGGUACCAGUCGGGGAGCUAUUAGAUAUGGACCAACUCAGAGCUACAAUUCCCAGGGUAGUUUAAUAGUCCAUCUCUCUUCCCAGGAAACCUUGAGAAUUGUAGCUCUGUGAAGGGAAUAGUGGGGGUCUCCAAACAGCUCCUACCACCCCAUAUGAUCCAACAAUUCUCCAAUGAAAAUAGGGAUAUCCUAUUCAUCAUCAACAACAUCAACAUCAUCAUUAUUAUUCCUACCCAGCCCAUCUGACUGAGUUGCCCCAGUCAGUCUAGACAGCUCCCAAUAUAUAAAAAUCAGAAUAAAACAUUAUACAUCUUUUUUUUAAAAAAAACCUCCCUUUACAGGGCUGCCUUCAGAUGUAUUCUAAAGGUUGAAUAGUUACUUAUCUUAUUGGCUUGGGGGGUGGGGUGGGUGGCAUAACUCCAGGUAUAGGGUGGUAUAAAAAUUCAAUAAAUAAAAUAAAAAAUGCCCUCCAGCAUUUCUCCAAUGAAAAUACGGACAUCCUACCAUACCCUUCAAUGUUUCUCUGAUUAAAAUAAAGAUGUUCUAAGGAAGAGUGGGGCAUUCAGGGACCAAAUCAGAAACCGGGAUGAUUUCUGUAAACCUGGGACUGUCCUUGGAAAAUAGGGACACUUGGGGGGUCUGCCACCCAUAAGCAACGGCAGUUCCCAGGAUUCUUUGGGGGAAGCCAUGACUCUAUGAUACUGCUUUAAAUGUGCAGUGCAGAUGGGGCCAUGGAGGCAACUAGAAUUGUGGUUAGGGUAGGCCUUGAUGCUGGGAAACAGUCUAAUCUUUUGUGUGUGUGUUGGAGUCCACAUUCCAUCUUUUACGAGAGAAUAUUCUCGCAGUGGCUCCUCUGACCGUUGAACCGGAAGCCAUUCAACCCCAGGCGAGGUUUACCCUCCACUCGCUCCGUGCUCCACUCUUGAUUACUAGCGAUGCUGAUGUGAAACACCAACUCGUUUAAAGAUUCUGAUUGAGUAUGGAGGGCCUAGGUAAAUGUAAUGUAUUGAAUGUGCGUAAAACAAUUAUGAGUCUUAUUAGCAAAAUUAGCGUGAGCAAAUUUACCAGAAAGAAACUGUUGCUGUUUAGCUCUCUAAUUACAUGUCACUAUUCUUUGAGCCUGGAAGACUUAAUGAAAGUAAUUUCAUUUACUCAUUCUGCAGAGAGAGAGAGAGAGAGAGAGAGAGAGAGAGAGAGAGAGAGAGAGAGAGAGAGAAGUUUCUGGGAGUUGCUGAAUAAUCAGGCAUUAUCCAGUUGUCUUAUGUUACCGAGUCAACAGAGGCCAAAUGGUCCGAAGACCUUUUGGAGAGAAUUUAAACUGUGCUCCAGGAAGAACAUUUAUGCACCCUUGGUAGGGGUAAAAUCCAUUAAUUAAAGGAGUGUUGCAGCAAGGUUGUGGGUACAAUUCACCCGGAGCAUCUUCACCAGAAGCUUUUCCUCCUCAACUUUGGAAUCCUAUAUACUGAUUGCAAGGUCAUUCUCAGAGGACAAAUUCUUAAAUGUAAUGAAAAGGACACCAUCCACUCCCGGGAGGGAGGUAACAGCAGGUUCAGAAGAACUGCUAGAUUUGCAGGAAUACAGAUAAUAGUUUUGAGGAAAACCUCUCGGGGGGGGGGGGGGAGCCCCAAACAGCAGAAGGUGAGGGAGAAACCUGAGGGAUUGGAAUGAUGCAACCUAUAAGAAGGCACGGCUGGCUGAUGUCUGAACAGGAACACUCCACCCUGUGACAUGUUGUUGGGGGUUCCACAUGCUCCUUCCUAAUAAAGUGUCGGUGGGAGAACUGACUUCCAAACGUAGAUAAACACUGGCCUGUUGUUACUAUCAAUGCCACCACUAUCUCCCACAACAGGCCUAUGCAUGCGUGCGCGCACACACAACCACACACAUGCAGCACACACACCAGUUUUGGGACUGUUUCUGGAGUUUUAGGAUGUUUGCUUAUCCACACUUUUGUGCAUUAAAAAAAGCAGUGAAUGCCAUUUGAAGCUUUGUUCCUUUUCUCAGCCAUGACUUGCUGUUUAAGAAUGUUAUUGUUUAGUCAUUUAGUCGUGUCCGACUCUUCAUGACCCCAUGGACCAGAGCACGCCAGGCACUCCUGUCUUCCACUGCCUCCCGCAGUUUGGUCAAACUCAUGUUCGUAGCUUCGAGAACACUGUCCAACCAUCUCGUCCUCUGUCGUCCCCUUCGCCUUGUGCCCUCAAUCUUUCCCAACAUCAGGGUCAAAGUAUUGGAGCCUCAGCUUCAGGAUCUGUCCUUCCAGUGAGCCUGUUUAAGAAUACUUUCUUCUUUUUAACAUUUCCCCUAGGAGUAAAAUUGCCUGGAGCCCGAGCUGUUUUUCAUCUGGUCUAGUCCAUUUCAUUGCUUAUUUUUUUGGGCCAUGUGCAUGCAGAAGGCCCUAUCUUGACUCUGUGAAUUCUCCAGUGAGGGCUGGAUAUCUCUCCUUUCUGAAAUCCUGGAAAGUAACCAACAGUCAGUAUAGACAAGGCUGAUUGAGCUAGAUAAUCCAAUAAGCUGACUCACUAUAAGGCAGCUUCCUGUGUUCGUGUUUGUUAAAGUGCACCCAAACACCUUGUUCCUGCUGAAACGGACCAAGAUGUUUAUUAUACCUCUGGAAGGUCUCGGCACAACAGGAGGUUUCCCCGCUGAUAUUACUCUUGAGGCUUGGCUCAAGGAACUUUUUAAAACAACUGGACUGGCAUGAACUGAUUCCCGCAUUGCAGGGGGUUGCGCUUGAUGGGGUCCCUUCCAACUCUACAAUUCAGUGAUGCAUUUCGGAAAAUAUGAAUUGUGAAUAUCAGGAACUUUUAGCACAUUUGAGUUAGCAGUCCCUUGAAAUAAAACUCUUAGCUCAGUGGGACUUAAGCCUCUUUUGUAGUAGUGAAUUCAUUUGACUAAGAGAUUAUCUCAUUGACUCUGUUAUCUCUUUCUCACAAAGAGCACAUCUUUUCUAAAUGGGAUUAGAAGCAUCCUGCAGAACCUGCCCCAAAGUUGACCUAACUGUUUUCUACCUUUUCCUCAGAACAUUCUGCCAGCAGAGAUUUUUUAAAUUCCAUCUUGCACAGAGAACCAGAACCAGGGACCUUAUGGGUCAAAGCACUGAUUUUCUGUCCCCUAUGAUGUUUGGCUUGGAAUCAGUUGCCAGCGAAAAUUAGACAAACCAGUUAGGCGAAAAGCUGUUUGCAGACUGAUCUUGUAGCUAGAGAGCAUUGAAUGUAAAUAGUCUGUAGCAGCGUGACAAUUUCUGCUACCUGUAAUAACAUUGUUAUGUUGCCUUCCUGACAUUCUCUGUAUCCAGGUUUUAGCUGCCAGUCUUUGCCAGAACUCUGGCCCAGGUAAUUGGUACCUACCUUGUAUUUUUCAGAAGCAUGUAUUAAGUGAAGCUACACUACCAAGUUUAAAGUCCUCAUGGCUACUAGAGGAACUAUGAGGAAUGUGGAAAGGUCAAGGCUGGGUUCAGAAGCAGGUGACCUAGACACCUAUCAAGGAAGACAUGCUUGUGUAAGGGUGUGUCAUUUUAGGGGAUGGGAGUUAAUUUCUGGACAUUUCUUUAGUGAGCAGUCUUAAAAGUGCGUUUUUUGGUUGUGAGGAGUUCGAAUCUGCUAUUAUUUUUGUGAUUGGACAAUAUUUAGCUUGGUAAAUAUACUUUAGAUUAAAAAGCACACAAACUGCUCUGAGAAAAGCAAAGAAUUCUGAUUUUACCUUCUGGAAAUGUCAGGUAAUGCUGUCAGACUUUUGGUUCCUCUGGGAUUACUAGGCUUGUAGGGUGUCUGAAGAGUGGGGCCAAAUUGUUGAACAAACGGUUGAUACUUGCUUUUGAAGCUUGUCAUAAACUCUAGCUGACUUCAGGCACUGAAAAGAAUAUGUGCCAGUUUUGAGCCCUGGCCCAGAUGUGGAACCUGGGAUCUCCUUGGGAGAAUCCCUGGUAGAGCUCUGCACUGCCACCAACCCUGAAUAACUGUUGGAUCUGGGGAACCAGUACAGGGAUGUUGAGAGUGGAGCUGUCCUGUGCCCCUACCCAGUUUGAGCCUUCAAAUGUUCUUCCGAGCACCAAGGGAGUCUCAUUUUCAAGGCUCAUCCAGGGAUCACAUAUUCUGACCAGGACUUUUGCCACAUCUUUAUGAUCUGCAGAUGUGCCACACAGAGUGUUGCGUACGGUAUGAAAGGAAAUUUAAGCCAUCUCUUAAGCAAAUAGCACGCUGAUCUUUAGAGCUUGAAGAGGAAGCCUAUGCUUUGUUAAACAAUGGUAUUCAAACAGCUAGUGCAGAAAAUCUUAUCCUAUCCAAAGACUUGUAAUAGAAUUAUGAAUCAAAAGACUAAACAAUGCAGUAUUUAUUUGGGCCACUAGCCAGGAAGAAGCUUUAAGGGCUUAUAUUAUUUAAUCUUAUGUGCAUUAACACUAUAAUAACAUCUGAACGCAGCUAGUUUUACACACUUAGCAUAACAGGCGUUGAUGAAAAUCGGUUGGAUUCAUGAAAGCAAACACUGACACUGCAGCCACUGAAGGUGAAAGGAGAAGAGGUGCCAAGAACACUUUAACCAAAAUUUAUCCAUGGAGAACUUCCACCUUGCAAUUUGGGAGGAGAGGGGAUGAAGGGCGACUCUAAUCUGCCUGCAAGGUCAAUUUUUUUCCCCUUGCCUGCACUCCUAUCAGUGGUUGUUUUUUAGCAUCUUCCCCAUUCCCAGAAGUAUUCCAUCCAAUGUUGAAAAAGGACUAUAGUCCAGUGGUACGACCAUCUUCUCUCUAUACAGUAAGUUCCAGGGUCAAUCACCAGCAUCUCCAAGUAGGGUUGAGAGACUCCUUGUCUGAAACCGUGGAGAGCCACUGCCGGUCAAUGUAGGCUAUACUGAACUAGUAGAACCUGGCCUGACAAUAUAAGGCAGGGCUUCCUAAUCUGCAUGUCAUCACAUGGCACUGUUCUGAAGGGACAUCAUUUGAUGCAAAAUUGUGGCCACGGCUUCCAAGAUAAGUGCUGCCACUCACAGAUUUGCCUGGAUUUUGCUCCUCCCUGCAAAUUUCCCAGAUGCCACAGCUGCAUUUUACCAUUUGCAAACAGGUUGGUGAUAUUUGGAGUUGGGGCAUCAUGAUCCACAGGGAAACCCACCAUGCAGAGGAAAGGAGAGGCAACACCCUUUGGAGGGAGACCAAAACAUGGGCUCAGGACCAUGGACAGUGCCCCUGCAGCUGAGGUCAAACAUCCAAGUUGUCUCAGCAAGAUCUUAGAAAAACUGGUUAAGGGGUGUGUGGGUGUUAAGCUAGGUAGGUUGGUGGCCUCACCACCUGAGUGCUCCCCUCUGAUCAGGUAAGGGGCUAAUGCAGGCAUCCCCAAACUUUGGCCUUCCAGAUGUUUUGGACUACAAUUCCCAUCUUCCCCAACCACUGGUCCUGUUAGCUAGGGAUCAUGGGAGUUGUAGGCCAAAACAGCUGGAGGGCCACAGUUUGAGGAUGCCUGGGCUAAUGCCUUCUGCAGCUGUUGUCUUCUUUGAGGUAAUGGAUUUCCCAUGAGGAUCUCUCCUCAGUUCUGUCUUGAUCUUGAAAAUGUUCAUGGACCAGCCAAAGUCUGGGAGCAGUUGUGUCUCCUUGGGGCUGAGGUAAAAAGGCAGGCUCUAGUACCCAUAGAUCUUGAGUAGAUCAGGGCAUGGCACUAUCUCACCCUCAAAGCUACCGUUGCUGGAGAACUCUUGCUUUUAAGAAGACUUGACUUGAAGUCAUGAUGUGAUGGUGUGGGUUCAAUGUGCAGAAGAGUACCUGGAGGUAAGUCAGAAGGCCAAUAGGCUGGAGGUUCAGAGGGAAGGGUUGUAACCAACUAUUUCAUACCCUACAUGGACCCCUUGAAAUUCAUAAAGAUAAAUGAGGCUGCAAUCCUGACCCCACUCAGGUUGGGGAAAGCUUGUAUAGGAGAUUCUUUGUUCAAGAUUAAAACCUCUCAUAUACAGAGAAAGGUCACAUGAUGAAAUGGACUGUGGUUGCCAGAUGCUGUAGCACUGCUGAAGCCAAGCAGGUGUGGAAGUGAUCAUUCUAGGAACCCCAUGUAAACGUUUGAUAGGCAAACAUACUAAAUUUUAGGGAAUUCAUUGUACUUUUCCUUCCAAGAGGAUGAAAGGGUGCUGGGUGUCCACAAGUUCUAGUGUUAUGAGAGAUAGAGAAGAGCUUAUCUCUAGCCAUUUACUCCAUUCCAUGCAUAAUUUUACAAAUUUCUAUCACGUCACCUCUUACUUUUCUCUAAACUAAAAAGUAUUCUCUAAGGACGUAGCCCCACUGAGCUAGGCGAGUAUUUAACUUGCAGCCCUGAAUACUAAAAACAACACAAAAACCCACACAUUUUUAUCCUAAAAGAAAGAAAGUAAGUAAGUCAAGGCCAUUAGGGUGAAAUCCAAACCCCCUUUGCCCCAAGAUGGAGGGUGUUGGAUUGAACCUCCAGGCUGGUGUAAUGAUUUGCCCGGCCCCUCCCCACCUUCUGCUCCAGUUGAAGUAGCAUACACAGCAGGGCUACAGGUGUUCCCACCUUUCUGUGGGGUAGUGGCCAUGGUUUGCAUGGUGGCGAUGGUUUGGGCUGUGCUCUUAAUUAUAUAAUAACAAAGAACCAACAGUGGAGGACAAGGAAAUGCAAGAAGGAAGAUGAUCUCAAAGGUUUAUGGAAAAUAGUGCAUUGGCCCAAUGUGCUUCAAGACAUUAUUUGAAAUGUAUUGGGCUAAUAAAUCAUUCUCUGUACACCACUAAGAUUUCUCCUUCAUUGCGUCUCGUGUUUGGUGCCCUCCCAUCUUUCUUUCCCUGGCUUUCAUCUUAAGGAAAUAUAUGCCAUGCUAUAUAGUUGACUGACUGUUUAGAAUAUUUCUUUAGGGCAAAAACAUUUGUAUUUGCAUCAUUAUGCAUUAUUUAUUGUAAGCUGCUUUGAGUCUCUGUAGGAAAAUUGGGAUUAAAAAAUAUAUUCAAAACUGUAACAGUCAUAAUCCUCUUCAAAAUUUUCUUAAAAGUAUUAAUUGACUUUGAGGAUAUUGCAAUAGAUCGUUGGGGAAGAGAGAUCUCUAUCUGUGAUUUGCGUGUAUGUAAUGUUCAGUGUUCAAAAUUCAGUCAGUAAGUCUUUCUUUUCCUUUUUGUAUUUACAGCCUUCCAUUCAUUGAAUGGACCCAGGGUGGGUAGCGAUUAUCUGGUGGAUUACAUUGAAGUAGUAAAAUGAAACCAUUAAACAACCAAUGAGGGAGUGAGAAAACACCAGCACAAAAUAGCAACUCCACCAGUGUUGUGGGAAAGUGGUGUAUCUUGACUGAUAGUAAAAAAUAAAAAAAUAAAAAAACUUACAAUGGUGGCUCAAGAUGGGCCCCAGAAUGAAGGUCAUCUAUGACAAGGGGGCCACCACAAAGAAUGCCCUCUCAUGUGUUACCACCUCUCAAACCUCACAGGGCCUUCCCUGUUGAUCUUAGUAUCUAAGCAGGUUGAUGUGGUUGAACGUUGAUGUCAGGAGUCCAAUCCCCGGCUUGAUAACACAGUGAGCGUAGUUAUGUAAAAAUGAUGCUUUAUUGUCAAAACAAACAUCUGUUAAAUGUUUGUUUACAAUAAAGCAUCCUUUUUAUCUAACUCCGGAUGGCUCUAACACAUCCUCCACCAUCAUCAAUCAAGAUGACCCUUCUGAAGACUGCUUCCGGCGUGUACCAGAAGCAACUGAGCUUUUGCUUCUUAUGUCUUUUGCUUCCUGUCUAACAACUCUCCCUUUAACCCACUCUUAAGAGGGAUUGGCUCAGCUCCAAUCUCUUCCCAUUCUGACAAACUGCUUCCCUCUGUUCUUGCCAGUUUGCACUUCUCGAGAACGUGGGCUGAUUCUGAGGGGCGGGGGAGUUGGCACUAGCCGAUGCUCAUCCUGCCUGGCAGUUAAUCCUCUCUGUUCCUGGCUGCUUUCUUCAGCUGGUUGCAAACAGUCUCUGGGAGCUGGCUCAUUCAUGACAGUUGAUAAUCACAGACAAAUUUUGUGAGGGCCAGCAAUUGCUGAUGUCUCUGAUUAGUAGCAGUCAUCACUGUCGUUCAUCUGUGUGUAUCCAUCCCAUUUAGACGAUCAUCAGCAUCCAGUUGUGACACAAGUGACCUGCAACAGUGCUAGGAAGAUGUUCUUGAAAUUCCGGGAAGUCAAUGUGACACUUAAAGGGUGAAGACAGAUGUGAUACUUAACAUGACGUCACAGAUCGUCAGCCAUGGUCCUUCUCUCUCCCAGCAUCACAACCUAUGAGGCAGAUGCAUUUUUUAUCAGCUCAAAUGGUAGAUCAGUUGCUCCUCCUCCUACUGCAGUGGGUCGGGGGGGGUGGGGUACCUGCUUCCUGAUGUUAUAAAAACCAGGUGUGCAUUUACCCAUUUGCCUUUUGGGGGGAGGACUGCAACAUUUUCAAAACUACUCUGGGUGCGUUUGAGUCAGCUGCUUCUUUGUGUAUAAAUAUAGUAGUUGUUACGGCAGGUGGUGCCUCUGGCUGCACAGGGAGUUAUAGAGACCUUCCUUGAUGUCCACACGGUCUGCCCACCCCUCCCUUCCUGAAAGUAGACUUGAAACAAGCAUUGAAUUGUAUCCAACAGCAAUAGGUUGCAGUGCUCAUGAGAAUUCCUCCAGUGCCCAUGGACCCAAAAAGAUAAGCAACCCUGUAUUGUGGUAUAACAAUGCAGCUAAGUUAUUAUGAAGGUAUAUUUAAUUCUGAUGUAUUUGCAUAGGGUGUGUAUGUGUGUAAGUAUACAGUUUUAGAAGUAAAAAGCCCUUCGGGGGCCACGAUGGGAAAAGGUGCUAUGCAGCACACAGUUGCUAGCCAGUCAGCACUGUUCACUGUGGUUUGCUGCAAACUUUUCACUGUGGUUUGCUGCAAAUUCUUUUUCCCCCCCUCCAGAGCUCAGUCUUGGAGAGGAAAGGAUAUAUUCAUAGCAAGCUUGGUGUAGACGCUUCUAUACUUAUCCCACAGCUUAGCAAAUGCUCAAAGGUUUCAAUACAGAUAUGAUAUACCCUACCCACAAUUCAGGAUAGGUCUGGAUUGGGACGGGGAAGCAUACAAUUAAAAAAUUCAGGUGCCUUAUACUCUGGCAUAGAAGGCUGCCUAUUGUGAACACUGCUUCUGUGUUGUUGUUUUUUUAAGUGUACACCUUUUGAAGUGUAUAGUGAGCCUUCGCAAAAAAGCAGAUCAGAAAUGGGGAGCAGGGGGGAGAGGAAUCUAUGAAUGCAUAAAACAGCAGCUUUAAUCUCGAGUGUGAUUGACAUCAAACAAAAGUGAGGAAAACUCCCUUUGUUCUCGGCCAUAAAGGCUGUGUGUGUUUGUUUGUUCAGUGUGAAUGAGUUCCCCCAUGAAGUCCAAGGGAAGAUUUUUAAUGAAGUUGGCAGUCGCCAAGUUGUCUCCUCCAUGGAAUAAUUCCAACGACAGAGUCAUCGCGUACAAUUUAACUGAGGAUGACAUGAGAAAUUUCUGCUUGGGAGAGAAUGUGGUGUAGCAAGGAGGGGCAUUAUUACCCUACAAAAUUGUGCACUCUUAAGGCCCACAUAGAAAGGAAGGGAGUUCAUGUCCCCCCAAAAGCUUUUAUUUUGUGUUUGACCAUGAUGGGUUUAAAUUUAUGAGCUCUGGCAACUGAUGUGGUUGCCAGUUAUUAACCACAUCUUUAUCUGGCCCAUCUUCCAAGAAAUUCAGGGUGGAGCCUUCAUAUGGUUUCAGUAAAUGUGUGUUUAAUGAGAGACAAAUGAAUAUCCUCUGGGUAGUAAAUAGGGGUGGGGGAGAAAUUCUAUUCAGUUCACAUUUAAAGACAAGCUUACCUUACCCUUCCUUUCUGAAACAUCCUGCAGACCAAACUACAGCCAGCUUUCAAACAUUCGCACCUCCUUGAAUUUUGCAGUGUCAUUCUCCAACCUAGUAUUGUGUACAAAAAUGCAAAUAUUGGGAUAAAGUGUGCUUUAAGAUGCAUAUAUGAGUGAAAAUUCCAUACAGAAAUGCAUAAUAUCAGGGAAUAUGUUUUGCAAUAGUGGGUAUAUUAGGAAGAGAAAUUCCUUAAAAUGUGCAUAUUCUGCGAAAUUUGCACUAGAAUACUGAUGAAAUUUCAAGAGGACUCUAAAAUAAUAAUAAUUCACAAACAGACAUGGAAAUGCAGGGAAUUGAAUAUAAGAUUGGGAGGGGAAAUGAGAAACGGAAAGUACCAAAAAUUUCUCUUCUGUAGUUAUAGGCCAUAUGUUGUUUCUUUAGGGGUAUCCAGGCUGCAACAGAAAAAAAUAACAGAGGUUUGGGGCACCUUAAAGAGUAGCAGAUUUAUUCUUUCCUUGCUGCUUGUUUUGAUUUCAGUACGGGUGACAUUUUUUGAAACGUUUGCCUGUUAAGUUUGUCCUGUAUAUUCCUGCAGGUCUCCUCAGCUUCAUUUUCAUUCACCUUGUGCCGGCUAGCUGUUAUCCCAUUGAAUAUAUUUUGUGAACUAGAAAAACAUGGCUGGCAUGGAUAAUGAGAAGUCAAAAAUCGCAGUAUCCUGCUCAUACCUUUCGAAAUCUCUUGACACCCAAGCAGCAGAAACAUCCAUGUGUUGCUUGGCAUUGAUAUGCAAAACUCCACUGAGGGUGCCGAAUAGUGAUGGUGAUCUCACUGGCUGCUGGGUGACUUUAAAUUCACAAAGCAGGUUGACUUCUACUCAUUCCUCCUCUAUGGGUUUAGUUCUGUUUGAAAUGCGAGUGGAGCUGACAAGGGAAGGAUGGUUAACCUGUGGCCCUCCAGAUAGUGUUGGACUCUCAACUCCCAUCCGCCUCAGACAAAAUAACCUGGCAAUGGUCAGAGGUGAUGGGAGUUGUAGUCCAACAACAUUUAGAGGGACACAUGUUAGCCACCCUGGCAUAGAGCUACCUUUGAAGGGCUACCUAACUCACACUUUAAAAACAACAACACCAUGAACCGAAACACAGCCAUCUUCCAAAAUUCAGACUUCUCUGAAUUUUGCAAUGUAGUUCUUCAGCCGCAUACUAUAUACACAAAAGCUGUAUAUACUGGGGUUAAGUAUGCAUACAUUAGUGGGGGAAAUCAUGCAAAAAUGCAUUAUAUAUGGGGAAAUUGCUCUGCAAAAAUGUGCACGUUAGAUACAACUGCGUGCAAAAUGUAUAUAUUCAAGAAAUUUGCAGUGGAAUUCUGAAGUAUUGUCAUAAGGUCUUCUUCUUUAAAAAAUCACAAAUUUGUAAAAAUGUGGAGUGCUGAACUGGGGAAAACCCCUAAAAUUAACAUAUUUUCCCACCCUUAUCUGUGUUCAAGUUAAAAAUUCAUUAGAAGACUGGAUUAUAGAUAUUUAGCUUUGAAUAAACAGGGUGACAUUAUUUGGAGGGGCAAUUUCGCUCAGAACAAUGUACCGUAUUGGCCCAAAUAUAAGCCACACCUUUAAAAUUCAAAGGGGGGGGAAGAGAGAGACAAAGACAAUACCCGAAUAUAAGGCACUCACUUAAAAUUCCACAGGCAUUCACACCUGUUCCGUUUUACUGUAUGUCUGUUUCAGCAGCAAUAUCGUAAAAGCCCAUUUUUUGUAAGGUCGCGAAUUUAAGCCACACUUCAACUUUUCACAGUCAGAAUUUGGAAGAGAGAGAAAAGGCAGCUUAUAUUCUGGCCAAUAUGGUACAAGGUUUGUUAACAGGCAACUGGGAAUCUAAAGAAACCAGUGGUGCAGGUGGAUUACUCUUAUCAUCAUCAUCAUCAUCAUCACCACCACCAUCAUCACCACCACCACCACCACCAUCAUUUAUUUUAUUAUCAUUAACAGACUACUAAUUCUGGGCAACAGAGAAAACUGUGGGACUCUGAAUGCCUUCCUCUUACCCUUUGUCCUCCCUAUCUUGACAUCAGGUGCUGGAUGGGUUUUUACAAGCGUGCCCUAAAACUAAUAACGAUUUAUAUCCAACUUAUUGAGCAAACAGCGGAAGUAUCUUUUUAACACUGUUAGCGAAAAUAACCAAUUUCGGGUUUGCAUGCAAAGCUGCUCAGGCCAAUUAGCGUGAAAUUUAAUUUGCAUUAAUCACCAUGAGGUCAGCAAGAAAUUAACUUGAGGUGUGUGUGGAUUUCACAGAGAUGCUGUAAACGCAGUGGGGGCAGAUCUGUUUGUUGAGGGACUCGAGUGUGUUCUGUCCCCAUUAAGAACUUCCAACCUGCUGGAUCGGGCCAAUGUCCUGUCUUGCCCAGCAUCCUGUUCUCAGAAAGGCCAACCAGAAGCCUGUGGGAACCUAGGAAGGUGGAGCAGAGCACAAAAGUACUCCUGUGGUUUGCAGGAACUAAUAUUCAGGGACAUACUUCCCCCAACAGUGGGGGGAGACUAUAGCCAUUGUGGCUAGCAGCCAUUGAGAGCCACAUGCUCCAUAAAUUUGUCUAAUCCUCCAAGCUAGUGGCCACCAAUUGUCAAGGACUGGGCAGAGGAGGAAUGGUGGAGACCGCCUCCCCAGCCUGACCCUUCCAGAGAAGAAGAAGUAGAAGAAGAAGAAGAAGAAGAAGAAGAAGAAGAAGAAGAAGAAGAAGAAGAAGAAGAAGAAGAAGAAGAAGAAGACUGUUCAGAAUUACAACAGGAGUUUGGGGGAGAUCACAGCUCAGGGGAAGAUGAGGGGAGAAGUUGGGAAAUAAUGGGAAAGGAGGAGGAGGCAGAGCUGGAGCAGCUGGCUGGCAUGUUAUCACUAAAAACCAUUCCAGCCCCACCAUCUCCCAGAACCCGUUGAGCCUUAAAAGUAGGAGAGCAAAGAGCUCAGAAGCAAAGGGCCCUCAGCGCCUCCCCCGUAGAAGGGAUGACGAAUGAGAAAGUGGGAGAGAAGGGGAGGGGAGAUUUACUCGGACCAACACCAUUAUUCCAAGAGGCUUCAUUUCUAAGCCUCUAUCUGUAAAUAUUGAAUAAGUAUUGAAUAAAACGCAGUUGGUGAGAACUUUCCCUUGCCUUGUCCAUUCCUGGCAACCUGCCGUGGGGGUUGGUUCCUCUGCUGCCUGCUGCCAAUGAUCCUUGUGGGGGUAAAAACUUUUCUCUAUCCUCGUAAUUCAUGCCAUGUGUGAUUUUAUACACAUCUAUUAAGUCACUUCUUGUUCUUUAUUUCUUGUAAACUCUAAAUUCCAAAAUGCUGCAACCUUUUUUUUUUCCUGAUCAUUUUUGUUGCUCCUUCUGGAACCUUUUUGAAUUCUGCAAUAUCCUUUUCCAGGUGAGGCAGCCAGAAACGUACUCCUUAUGUAGUCACACUGUAGAUUUGCGCAACGGCAUUAUGAGGUCAGCAGUUUUAUUUUCAAUUCCUUUCCUGGAAUGGAAUUUGAGUUUUUUUAUGGUCACAGUGGAUCGACAUCUUCAUGGAGUUAUUCCGCUACAGCCCCAAGGUCUCAUCGCUCACCACCAGUUCAGACCCCUGGAACAUGAAUAUGAAAUUCAUAAUUUAUUGGCCCCUACAAGCAUCACUAUACUCUUGUUUGUGUUUGAUUGCAUGUGCCAUUUUACUGCCCAGUCGCUCAGUUUGGAGAUGCCCUUUUGGAACUCUUCUUAAUCCUUUUUGUUUUAAUGACCCUGAGCAGUUUAGUAUGAUCAUCAAACUUGGCUACGUCCCUGUUCACCCCUAACUCUAUAUCAUUUAUGAACACCUUAAAAAGCACAGGUCUCAAUACUAAUCCUUGGGGGACUCCAGUGUCAACACUUCUUCAUUCAGAGAACUGUCCGUCGUCGUCGUCUGCCCACUCUUUGCUUCCUGCCACAAUUCCUGAUCCACAAGAUGAUCUCUCCUCCUAUUCCAAGACUGCCAAGCUCACUAAGGAGUCUUUGGCGAGGUACUUUGUCGAAAGCUUUUUGAAAGUCCGAAUUCACUAUUUUAUCUGGCUUACCAAUACCCUCUGGAGCGCAAAUUGUCAUGAAUUCACACUGAAAAGGACGCCUGGAGGGGCCCCUCAGACUAGUAAACCUCCGCCACGUUCCCCAAGUAAGAACAAAGCUGACGGAGGAUUUUCCACUGUUGGGUUCACUGAACUCUCCCAACAGAAGUUCCAUUGAUUUUCCUAGCGAAACCCAAAGGGUCUUGUAGCGAAGCAAUUUUUUCCCCUCUUUUCUGAAAGAGAACCAUUGUGCUGAUUGCUGGCAAUGCUGAUGGGCUUUUGCCCUGUUUUUGAACUGUGGAAGCUGUACCAUUGCCAGGGCUUGGCAAUGCUUUUCUUUAGAUGUUCUAACUGGGGUUCUUGAGUGGGGAGAGUCCAGACCUGAUCCCUGAGAUUGCAUGGAGAUGGGAAUGGCCCAACCAGAUGGCCAUUUCCCCCUGGCUCCAUGAAGCCUCAUCAAAUAUAUCAAUCAGGAUCUGUCCACGGUAAGCAGAAUUUAGAUAAGCAUUUGCAAGUUGGAUAGAAUAGAGACAUUUCUCUAUUGCACGCUGCUUGUGGCAUGUGUGCUCCAGGCAGAGGUAUGGAUUUGAAUGUACAUGAUCCAUGCAAAUCCAGCAUAAGAAGCGUGCUGCUGAAUCAAAAACAGAGUUCUGCCUCCUCUAUUUGUUACUUAUUUAUUUCAUAAAAUUUAUACACGGCUUGAUUGUUAAAAACCUCAAAGCGGGUCACAAAAAGUGCAGGUUCCUCUGCUGAGCACAACUCGCCUUCCAAAGCCCGCUCACCUCUCCACCCCAUGCAAGAAGUUUCUAUGAGGGCCUGUGGUCCCCCCCCCAAAAAAAAAUUGUUGUGGGGGCAAAGGGACCUGGGCCCCAUAUCACUGGUACCUGUGAUACACAGCAAGCGUGGGUAGCGCAUAGGGGAGGAAAAGUUGGAAAUACUUACGGUGCGACCAGGAGUUCUUGCACCGGCUUCCAUUAGUGCGCUUGGGUUUGUUUAACCUGGCCUGUAAUUGUUGCGUUGUUGAGGGCAAGCCAUGGAAAUUAACAUGUUAGCAAAGAGGAGUGAAAAAUUGCCUAAGGUGGGCGAGGAGAGCAUUUUCCAGGAAAAGCAAAAUGGUAGCUAGGACUGGCUCAUCUCUGCUUGGAAGGAGUCCUUGCUACAAUCUUUAUUGUCAGUUAAGAGAGGGGGGGGUGUCAGUAUUUCCCCAAAUCACAAUAUAGAGUCACAUUGUAUUGAACUGAUACAGAGCAGUACAGAGGGAGUGGCUCACUAGGGGUUAAAAAACAAUGGCAAGCUUUUUUUUUUUACCUUUCUUCUGGUUCCCUGCCCCCUCCCUCCCUUUUUCUGGGCUCAUAGAUUCCAUAAAACCACUCAGCUUGGAAUGUAUUGGGAAUGAGGGGGAAGAAGAAGACCUCAUGCUGUGAGUCCCAAAUCUCAAAAAAGAACUUUCAGCUUCCAGCCCCCCCCUGAGUGUGCAAAAGUUCUAUCUGGCUGGCAUCAUUAAAAUGCUUGUGAAACAACUGAUGGUUUAUUGGGAGUAUGCAAAUGAGACUUUUGUAUGUUCCCCCUUCCACCAAAAGGGGAGAGAUGCCGCUUUAAACAAACAAACACACACACACACACACACCAAACCUGAUCUCCUGUGUCUGUCUCCCCCCCCCCCACCCGGUCCUUUCUCUCAUUUUGGGAAAGGGUCUUACAUUUCUUUCUCCUUUUCUCAUGGUAAUUAGAACAAGAACCUAACACCAGCCAGGGAAGAGCGAGCGCAAACAAGACCCCUAUAGGCAGCCUAGUGCAUUAAUGUAAAAUAUGCCCAGAGAACAUAACUUGUCAGAGAGGAUUAUUUCUGUUCAGUGAAUCUACAGGGGCCCCCUUUGCACCGCCACUCAGCGUCUGGCGAGAGACAGAAAGAGAGAGAGAGAGAGAGUAGCCAUUAGUGGGUAGCUACUGUGGCAUUGAUGUUUGAGCGCACUUCUGAACCGGCUUUUGUUGCAAAUAUCGGUGCAGAAAGCAUGCGCUGUCCGAAAUCCGCUGUUACUAUGAGAAGUGAGGAGCUUCUUUUAAGUAACGGCACAGCUAACAAGAUGAAUGGAGCUUUGGAUCACUCAGAUCAGCCAGACCCAGAUGCCAUUAAGAUGUUUGUCGGACAGAUCCCCCGUUCGUGGUCAGAAAAGGAGCUAAAGGAACUUUUUGAGCCUUACGGAGCUGUCUACCAGAUCAACGUCCUCCGAGAUCGGAGCCAGAAUCCUCCCCAAAGCAAAGGUUGUUGUUUCGUAACGUUUUAUACAAGAAAAGCUGCGCUUGAGGCACAGAAUGCACUGCACAACAUUAAAACCUUACCUGGGAUGCAUCAUCCCAUUCAGAUGAAACCGGCAGAUAGUGAAAAAUCCAACGCUGUGGAAGACAGAAAAUUGUUCAUAGGAAUGGUUUCGAAGAAGUGUAACGAGAACGAUAUCAGGGUGAUGUUUUCUCCAUUUGGCCAGAUAGAAGAAUGCCGAAUCCUUCGGGGACCAGAUGGGCUGAGCAGAGUGCACAGCCUCAAUAUGGAGUCUAGCCGAGGCUGUGCAUUUGUUACGUUUUCGACAAGGGCAAUGGCACAGAAUGCAAUCAAAGCCAUGCACCAGUCUCAGACCAUGGAGGGCUGUUCUUCACCAAUAGUCGUGAAAUUUGCUGAUACCCAAAAGGACAAGGAGCAGAGACGUUUACAACAGCAGCUGGCGCAACAAAUGCAACAGCUCAACACUGCCACCUGGGGGAAUCUCACAGGUCUUGGAGGACUUACGCCACAGUACCUGGCUAGAUUAGACAUUAAUAUGGAUUUACAGCAUCGACUCUGGGGACCUUCAUUUCAACACCAGGCAGAAGCAAGAGACUGUAUAAAUCUUCUGCAGCAGGCAACCUCCUCCAGUAACUUGGGUGCCUUCAGUGGCAUUCAACAAAUGGCUGGAAUGAAUGCUUUACAGCUACAGAAUUUGGCAACUCUAGCAGCCGCAGCUGCCGCCGCCCAAACCUCAGCUACCACCACCAAUGCAAAUCCUCUCUCCACAACAACUGGUGCCCUUGGCGCACUCACGAGUCCAGCAUUUGGGAGUCCGCUGCAGUUGCCUUCCAGCCACAAAGGGCUCCUUUACCUGCCCGUAUCCCCCAAACUGACAAAUACCUGCCUGGAAGAUGAAAUGAGAGUGAGGACCUUUCUAGCAGACGUGGCUGCAUCAACAGCAAAUUCCACAGCUGGAGCGGCCAUGAAUUCCUUGACUUCUCUGGGGACUCUCCAAGGACUGGCGGGAGCCACUGUUGGAUUGAAUAAUAUUAAUGCACUAGCAGGUACCGUAAACAGUAUGGCCGCCCUGAACGGAGGACUCGGUGCAACUGGCUUGACGAAUGGUACAGCUGGCACAAUGGAUGCCCUCACCCAAGCCUACUCAGGGAUUCAGCAGUAUGCCGCGGCGGCACUGCCGACAUUGUACAGUCAAAGCUUGUUACAACAACAAAGUGCUGCGGGCAGCCAGAAGGAAGGUCCAGAAGGAGCAAACCUCUUCAUUUAUCACCUCCCACAGGAGUUUGGAGACCAGGACAUUCUGCAAAUGUUCAUGCCUUUUGGAAAUGUCAUUUCUGCUAAAGUCUUCAUUGACAAACAGACCAAUCUGAGCAAGUGCUUUGGUUUCGUUAGCUAUGACAAUCCUGUCUCUGCGCAAGCUGCUAUACAGGCUAUGAACGGCUUUCAGAUUGGAAUGAAACGCUUGAAAGUUCAGCUGAAGCGCUCCAAAAACGACAGCAAACCUUACUGAUCAUUACCCCAGAAGCUUACUGCUAUUAAUUUAGAUUUCUUAGGACAUCUUCAUGCUCGUUAGCUCAUCGUUUGCCUAGCAUGUCCCUGUGGCGUCUAAAAAAAAAAAAAGUUUCAUCGUCCAGUCAUUGUUUCUGAUGUCUUUCUGACCUCACAUCAUAAUUUGGUUCUCCUACUGACCUAUAGUUUGAACCUUUGAAAUUUGCAUGUGACCUCAUCUAGCUAUACGAAUUCUGGGAAGUCAAUGUGAAAAGCAUUGCUGCAUUUAUGCAAGAUCAAAAUUUAUUACUAGUCAAAUUAUUAAUAAUAGGAUUAUUUAAAAAAAACAAAAAGACACACACACACAACCUGUGGCAAAAUGUCUUGUUAGGGUUUUUUAGUUGUUCCUUUUUUUCCUUUUUUUCCCUUUUCUUUUUGUGUUCAAAUAAUAAAUAAAAAAAACCAGACUUGAAAGUAUUAUACAGAGAUUGGCAUUCUGGCUGGUCAUUGAUGACAAUAGCAAUAUGUGCCCAGAGACAGAAUGUUGGUUUCUAACAGACUACUUCCAAAACAGUUUGAAAUGAAGAACUGUCUGAUUUUAAGUCUCUAGAGGUCUGUAAUAGUUUUUACAUUUUUCAGGCAGUGUAAAGUUUUUUGAUAAGGCCAUUUUAGGUGGCUCACUUUCUCAUUAAGAAUAUAUAUAUAGAACCACUUUUUGUAGAUUAGUAUAACAAAAAAAAUUUACCCUGUUUUAGGGCAAAUGCUACCUAUUUCCGUCACCUUUUGCUGAACUGACUCACAAGUUAGACAAUCCAUGAAUUAAUGCACAUGAAAAUUACCUAUAUUUUAUACUGUUUCAAUGUACAGGAGAAAGGCUACUGUUAGCUGUUGUUCCAUUGGUGCUUCUGUGAAUUAAGUUGUGGUUUCAUCAUGGGUCUUAUGGUCUUUAAGUGUUCUGUGUUUAUAAGCAACAGGUUUGAAAUUGGUUUUUACUUGAACAAUAUCAACAACAGAACAAAAAAAAAACGAAUUUCAAAAAACGGAAAAAGUUGUUUGCUUAAAAUUUAAAAAAAAAAAAGUUUUCAUGUGGAAAAUAAAACUAUUCCAGACUAAGUUUGUGUUGGCUUCUGUGACGCAUUGGUGUCAAUUUUUUUUUAAAUUAUUAUUGUGGACAAUUUAGAUGUGUUUGUGUUCAGCAAAAUGUGAUCAGUUUUUUUUUCUUUUAAAGAAAUAAUAAUAAUAAAAAGAAAUCAGUGAAAAAAUCUUCAGUGCCAAAUUCCAAAGGUACUUUUCUUCCUAGAGCUUCAGUGUGUUUCUUGUGUGAAGUAAUUUGAUAACAUGGGUAUUUUACUAUGUGUUUUGUAUGAAUCCCUAAUAUUUAAAGGAAAAAGAGGUUAAAAAGUUUGUUAACUUGCUAUCCUGUGGUCUUGUUGCCUGAAGUUGUUGUUGUUUGUUAUUUCUCUUGGAUGUUUUUUGUAAAACAUUGUAUAAGUGCCCAUGUUUCACUUUUCUAACCACUCUGCACAUCAACGCUGUGAAAGCAAACCUCACAAUGUAAUUUCUUCAUAAUGUAUGGAAACCUCUAAGGUGAGAAAGUUUUGAACUUUUAACCCUUUCCACCCAGAGCUGUCUUGAGUGUUAAUACUUUUAUACAUUCACCAUUUUGCUGUUUAUUUUUAUAUAUACAUAUAUAUACAUAUAUCUAUAGCUAUAAAUAUAUAUAUACUUACUUUUUGUGGUUUAUUUAAUACAUGGUUGAAAUCAGAAAAAUGCACAGGGCAGAUCUGAAGGACAAAAGAAUAAUAAUAAUAAUAAUAUUUUACUGCUGUCUAAAUUUCUUCUGUAUCUAUAACUAAAAAAAAUAUUUAAAAAUAGUAACUGUAGAUCUCCUUUUUAGGCCUUUGGGGUUUUUUGUUUUUUGUUUUUUUGUCUUUUCUUAAAAGAGCUUUUAAUAUGCUGCUGGAAUUUGCUAUUCAGUAUUAAUAAAAUAAAAUAAAAUAAAUUCUUUAAUUAUGUAUUGUAUGACCACUCCUAGGUAGGAGAAGUAAACCCACCAUUUGAAAUCAUUAAGAAAAAAAAUAUUUUUGUAAUGAAAUAAAAUAAACUUUUGCUUAAAUCCAAUGCACUAAAACUUCCUGGAUGAAACUUCAUUGUGCACUGCAGAUAACUUAAUUUCAUGAAUGAGGUUUACACAUGUCGUAAAUGCUUUGAUGUGUUAUCUGCCUGAAUUGUCUGUCAUAUAUUGGUGCAGGUUUAACGGAUACAAAGUAGGCGAGGCAAUACCGUUUGCUAACCUGAUUUCUGUUGAUCGUGGAACGUGCAAACUUUUGAAUUGCUGCAAAACUCUUUGAAAGGGAGAAGGGAGAAACCUUGCUGCCUUGGCAACAAAGCAGGCACAUGAACCACCCACUUUCAUGGGCUCAGAGGUUUCCACAGCUCCAGAAAACAAGCUGUUUGCACUCUUAGUGCAGGUAGCCUGGACUGGAUCAUGUCUGUUAGAUCUAUGUAUUGGAAAGGAGGGGGUCUGUAUCCAGAAAGGCAUGACAGAAAUAAUUGUAAUAAAUAGGUAACAGGGCAUUCCGUUCAACCCCUCAACCCGGAAUUACGGAAGCCAUCCUGGCUUCUGAUUGGAUCUUGGAAUGUCCUGGGGUUUUUUGGUCCAGCAUUCUGGCACAAGUUCAGCUGGCUCCCGCGAGAACUCGAGACCAAAAAACGAGCCUUUUGAUUUUGAGCUGCGGGAUGUUGGAGGGUACGAUGGUACACACCUAACCAGCAGGGUUACACACCUAACCAGCAGGAGAGAAGGAAAAGGGGCUCAGUUAUGGCCAGAUGCGUGUACUAAUCAGCCAGUGCAUAUAUAGUAUCCAAGCAAAGCACAACACUUUAAAACGUGGUGUCCCAAGAGGUGCGCCGAAACCCGCCUCGUCCCAAAAUGCCUUGGCCGCAGACCAAAACAACCCUCAAACCCAGCAUCCCCAAACUGCGGCCCUCCAGAUGUUUUGGCCUACAACUCCCAUGAUCCCUAGCAAACAGGACCAGUGGUCGGGGAAGAUGGGAAUUGUAGUCCAAAACAUCUGGAGGGCCGAAGUUUGGGGGUGCCUGCCUUAAACCAUCUCCAGGUAUCCAGCAGUACUUCUGCCUUGCUCUGAAGUUAUUUAUUUUCAUACCAUGCAAGCACAACUGGGGGAAGGUAAGCACUUCAGAUUUUCUUUUAACAAGAGUCUCUCCCCUUCCCACCCGGCAUGGCAUAUCACUUUUUGAACUCAGGGGAGUCGGCUCGGAAAGUGUCCGGGGGGGGGGGGAGCGGUGGUUCAGAACAAGGUCAGAAGUUCUGCUAGACAAAUGGAAGCCUCUGGCCAUGCCUGGAUGCUAAGCUUGUGGGUUUCUAAUCGGUCAGAGGCAUUGCCCUGGCGUCAAGCAGGCACGUCACAGUCACACUUCGCACUGCAGUCAUGUUUCACAUGCCACAUCUAUAUGCUGGUGUUUGCAAAUGCACCCGGGAGCUAAUGUCAAUUAGGUCUUCUCCGUGCACGUACUCCAUAGACGACAGGUUUGCUGUCAGGCACGGUGCUAGGGCUUUUUGUGCCCUAGGCUAAAUUACCUUCUGGCGCCUCCCCCCGGCACAUGCGUCAUGACGUGUGCGUCGUGCGUCCCCUCGAUAGGCGGGAGGGCGCUGAGCUCUCAUUUCGGCUCGCGCGCCUCCCGCCUAUGGAGGGGACGCUGUGAGCUCUUCAGCGGCCAAGGCUUCAGAUACAGGCGCUGCUGCCGCCGCCACCGCUCCCUCGUUGCUCCCGGCGCAGGCGGCAGCAUGGGCGGCCGGCGGGCAGGCUUGACAGCGCCCCCUCCAUUUCGGCGCCCUAGGCCAAGGCCUAGUUUGCCUUAAUGGAGGCGCUGGCCCUGUUUGCUGCAUCCAUGCUGGUGUUCCACACAAUGAGCAUGCGAAGUGUGAAGAGCAGGCAAACAUUCCUGAGCAUGCAAAGGCCAUAUAGAAAGCAGCUACAGCUAAUCAAAGCUUCCUGGCUUGUGUCCUUAACAGUGCAGUAUAGGACAGGCUUCCUCAACCUCGGCCCCCCAGGUGUUUUGUGACUACAAUUCCCAUCCUCCCUGACCACUGGUCCUGCUAGCUAGGGAUCAUGGGCGUUGUAGGCCAAAAACACCUGGAGGGCCGUGGUUGAGGAAGUCUGGUAUAGGACUUCCUACCCGCCCUUAACACGUUACGUAUUUGAUUUAGUGCCGUGGCGAGCACAGGUGGCGGGUUUUUUCUGUGUACCUCUCUGAAAUGAAAUGUUGCAUUUGCAAUCCACUUCACUCUCUGCUUGCCUAACUAAUAGCCGCAGCGUUCCAUUUUGCUAGAUGGAAGUGUUCUGUGUAACUCAGAAGCUUGCAUGCUGCAUCAACAGAAAAUGGUCCAGUGUAAAGGGAUCUUUGCCUUAUCUAUUUUGUAUCUCUUAUUCUCUGUCGCGACAAUAUACGGGCACAGCCCUGCAAACAUUCGCUAUGGAGAAACCGUUUUCGUAGAGAGAAGAGAGGGAUUCUGCGAAUCCUGAGUGUUUGCAGGAAAGAGUCCAGGAAACUGAAAACAGAAGAAAAGAUGCUGAUAACAUCCUUCACGGCUUUUUUUUAUUUUUACUUUGGAUCGGAUAACAUUCCUACUCCUAAACCAAAUUUGGGUCUUCUAUUCUGGCAGAUCAUCCCCUUUCCAGGCCAAAACAUUUCAGCAGCCCCGUAAGCUACUGAUAAAAGUGCCAUAAUCAAUCCCCCAUUGUUUGUUCCUACUUCAGUCAAACCUUCCCUUACCUGCCCCCUUCCCCUAAAAUCCCCCUUGUAAAGUAUCUUUUAAAAAUACAAAAUAAUGAUUACACAACCCUUCUUUGCUUUCAAAUGAUUGUUUUAUAGAGAAGCCCUGGGAUAGAAAGGACUAGAAUCCAA